Molecule: messenger RNA, 2789 nt
Organism: Tarenaya hassleriana
Lineage: Eukaryota; Viridiplantae; Streptophyta; Magnoliopsida; Brassicales; Cleomaceae
Product: subtilisin-like protease SBT1.1
Exons: 3
Coding region: 262-2568 (768 amino acids)
Biological process (GO): proteolysis
Molecular function (GO): serine-type endopeptidase activity
Source: RefSeq, a predicted model, not a curated record
AUGCUAAAACGACAACCAAAGUAAGAGACAAAGGAUGCAGUAACUGAAAACGGAUCGGCUCUAAAAGGCAAUCGUCACUUGGAAAUUAAUUCACAAACAGAAUUGCAUAAAGAGAGCGGCCGUUACAAACACCACAGCUUUCUUCUUUCUUCUUUCUUCUUUCUUGCUUACGAGUCACAUUUUCCUCAGUUUCACACACACACACACUCACUCACUCUUACAUCUAUAUCUAUAUGCGUGUAUCUUCUUACAUGGGCAUGGAUGUGUGUAUAUAUACCCCCAGUGAUAUCAACUUCUUCCAUACUCCAUGUUCGUACAUCUAUCUACGGCAACCCUCCGAUGAUGUUCCUCAGAUCAUCCUUCUCUCUUCUCUUCUUCUUCUUCGCAUCAAAUGCUCUGCCACAGAAACGAACUUAUAUAAUACACACACAUACAACCAAAGCCAAACACAUCUAUGCUUCUCUUCUCAGUGUCGUACAGACAGAUGCCCCCAAGAUUCACUAUAUUUACAAAAGCGCCAUCUCCGGCUUCUCUGCAACACUCACGGACGCCCAGUUGGAGACACUCAAGAACAAGCAAGGGUUUGUGUCGGCUUACGAAGACGAGCUCUUGACUCUUCACACCACUCAUUCUCACGAGUUCCUUGGUCUCGAAUUCGGGAUCGGCCUGUGGAAUGUCACGAGCUUGGCUUCUGAUGUGAUCAUCGGUGUUGUCGACACCGGAAUCACCCCGGAGCACGUUAGCUUCCGGGACACUCACAUGCCGCCUGUGCCCUCCAGAUGGACAGGAAUCUGCGAGAAAGGAACCAACUUUUCUUCCUCUUCUUGCAACAAGAAGCUCAUCGGUGCCAGAGCUUUUUACAGAGGUUACGAAUCCAUUGUUGGAAGAAUCAACGAGACAUCUGAUUUCAGAUCGGCAAGAGACGCACAGGGCCAUGGGACACACACGGCAUCGACCGCAGCGGGAGAUAUCGUCCCAAAAGCGAGCUUUUAUGGGUUGGCCAAAGGCUUUUUCGCAGCAGGGAUGAGGUUCAGCUCAAGAGUGGCAGCUUACAAGGCCUGCUGGCAACUGGGUUGUGCCAGCUCUGACGUCCUCGCCGCUAUAGACAGAGCCAUUUCUGAUGGUGUCAACGUCAUCUCCCUCUCCUUAGGCGGAUCUUCACGCCCAUUCUACGUGGACCCCAUCGCCAUUGGUGCCUUUGGGGCCAUGGAGAAGAACGUUUUUGUUUCUUGCUCUGCAGGGAACUCCGGUCCUUCCAAUAACACCGUUAGCAACGGAGCUCCUUGGCUUAUGACGGUGGCCGCCAGUUACACCGACAGGACAUUUCCGGCAAUCGUAGAGAUUGGAAAUGGAAAGCUGUUCGUUGGAUCGUCCUUGUACAAGGGGAAAAUAAUCAAGGAUCUGCCUCUCGCGUUUAACAGAACGGCGGGAGGUCCGGGAGCUGAGUUCUGCGUCAGGGACUCGCUCAAGAGAGAGCUCGUUGAGGGCAAAAUCGUCAUCUGCCUGAGAGGCGCCUCCGGCAGAACCGACAAAGGCCAAGAGGUGAAACGAAACGGAGGAGCAGCUAUGCUUCUGGUGAACAGAAUCACAGAAGGCGAAGAGCUUCUCGCCGAUGCCCACGUCUUACCGGCGGUGUCUCUCGGUUUCUCCGCCGGAAAUUCCAUCCUUAAGUAUCUCUUCAUCGCCUCAUCCUCUGCCUCCAUCCGCUUCAAGGGCACCGCCUAUGGUGCCACCGCUCCCAUCGUCGCAGCCUUCUCCUCUCGUGGUCCCAGCGUCGCCGGACCUGAGAUUCUAAAACCCGACAUCUCCGCUCCUGGCAUGAACAUCCUCGCCGGUUGGUCCCCUUUCUCCAGCCCCAGCCUCCUCAGCUCCGACACCCGACGAGUUCAGUUCAACGUCAUCUCCGGAACCUCCAUGUCUUGUCCCCACGUCAGCGGCCUCGCCGCCCUGCUCCUGGCGGUUCAUGGCGACUGGUCUUCAGCGAUGGUCAAAUCUGCGCUCAUGACGACGGCCUCCACCACCGACAACAGGAACCGCCCUAUUGGGGACAUGGGUUCGGGACCCACCUCACCGGCCACCGCUUUCGCCCUGGGCGCUGGCCACGUGGAUCCCACACGCGCGGCGGAUCCCGGGCUGGUGUAUGAUAUAACCGCGAUGGAUUAUCUGAACUACCUCUGCAGCCUGAACUACACGAUGGAGAGAAUUGCUCUGUUUUCCAGGACGAACUACACAUGUACCAAAGGCGUGGCCUUGAGAUCGGGCGACUUGAAUUACCCGUCGUUCGCGGUGAACUUCGAAGCGGGCGACCGGAGCAGGUUGACGUACAAGAGGACAGUGACAAACGUUGGGUCAGGGGCGUGUGAGUACAAGGUAAAGGUGGAGGAGCCACGAGGUGUGAAGUUGAGAGUGGAACCAGAUGUCUUGAGGUUUCAGAAGCUUCGACAGAGUUUGAGUUACAGUGUCACGUUCCUCUCGGAAGCUUCCGCAACUUCUUCUUCCUUCGGAGCUUUGGUUUGGAUCUGUGGGAACUACAGCGUCCGAAGUCCCAUCGCCGCGACGUGGGACUGACUCAUACACUUUCCUUCCUAAACUUUAUAAUUGACAAAAAAAAAAGGAAAUCUUAUCAAUUUUAGAGGAUGCUUUCAACAUAACCUAUAGUAUCCAACCCAACAAAGAAUUAUAACGGAAAAGACAGAUUUAUUCGUUCAGUACAUGAGAACCCAGAAAUGGAAAUGUCAAAGUUCUGUAAAUCAGACAGCCUCUGUCUUAGCCACUCUUGAUUCGUUCAA